GCCGCGGCGGGCGGGCGGGCAUGGCGCGGCGGCGGCGAGCGGCCGAGUGAGGAGGGAGCGGCGGCGCCUGGCCCGGCAGCAUGAUGCCCGGGGAACCGCGCUCACAGGCGGCGGGCACCGGGCCCGGCUCCGGGGACCCGGGCUCCGGCACCGCCACCGGCCCCUGUCAGAACUGUCACAGCCUGCAGCAGAAUUUAAAUGAAUAUGUAGCUGCAUUUAUUGCACUGAAACAAAAAAUCAUUGACACAGACCAUGUUCUCACAGAAUAUCAGAAAAAAUGCGAUGAGCUCCAGAAAACUGAAAGAGAUCGUAAAACACUCCGAGAUCAACUGGAUGAGUCAUUGCAAAAAUUUGUACCUCUGGAAAAAUGCAAGGAAGAAAUGGAUGCAAUGAGGAUAGAACUGGAAGAAAAGAGGAGUUCCAUCAAGAUGUACCAGCAGACGCAUUUAGAAUUCAGUAAAUUGGAGCAAGAGCGGAUAAAAAAUGAUGCUUUAAACAAGAAAUUGGAAAUGCGGAUAAAAAAGCUGGAAGAAACAACAACUAAACAAAGUGGAGAAAUAAAGCAAUUGAAAAAAGAGAAGACAACGUUGGAAAGAAAUUUAAAGAAAACUCAGGAAAAACUGCUGGUUCAACAGAAGAAUGGUGUAAAAGUUUUGAAAGAUACAGGGACACCAAAUUCCACACAAGAUGUAUCAAGAAUAGACAAAAAUAAAGUGAAACUGUUACUUGAAGAAAUAUGGAUGUGCAUUGAAAAAUCCAAUGUACAGGAAAAGCAAAGCAAGGGAAGCACAUACAGCCCAGGCAAGAAAGCAAACUCACAGAAGAAAUGCAAGAUCCCAAGAAGUUUAAUUAACCCAAGUCACAGCAGUCCAGUGAAGAAAGAGCUGCCACCAUCCUCAUCAUUGCAUCAUCUGGAGUGUGACCAAGAAAAAAAUGAUCAGAGUGAGCUGGAUGAGUGUAUGAUUGAUGAAGGACUGAAAAGCAAUGGUGACAGUGCCUUUUAUGAUGAGAAGACUGUAGAAGUGACUAGACAUCAAGAUCCCAUUGACAGUCCCAAUGUGUCAAGUACUGAUACUGAUAGUGAAGAUGGAGAUAAUGAUGAGCAAGAUGCUUUAAGCCAACAACUGCAAGAAAUACUUUACUGGACUCAACCCCUUCCACCUCAGCUAUCUCCACUGCCAUAUUCAUCUUCUUCUGGAAAGCAAAGCGUAUUUGGAAAUAUUAUGGAUUCGAGUGAUGAUGAUGGUGGUAGUAAUCUUCCUAGAAGAAGCUGCAGUGAAAGUGUUUCAGAGACUGAUCAGCCAGAUACUUCUACGUGCACAGAGACCACAACAACAGAUCAAUCUUCCUUGACAGAAGCAGGCAUUUCUGAAAAUACACUUGAAACUGAGAAAAUGGAUUGCACUAGAACAGAAACUACAAAUAUGAAUGUGCAGUGUUUGGCUGAAACCAAAACAGGGGAUGAAGUAUCAUACCCUUGUUUGAUUGCUGAGGAUGUUGAGUGUAAGAAUGAGAACAACAUCAAAGCACUCUCAUUACUUGAGGAAACAAGAAAGGACUCUGAUAUGAUCACGACCCCAGAAAUGCAGAGUGUUGAUAUUAUUGCACCCAAUGGUUUUCAUGAAGAGGAUUUGAUGGCUACCCAGCAAGAUCAUUCUGAGGGUGUGCAGGGGAAUGAUACUUCCAAAGACGCUGCAGUUUCCGUUGUAUCUAACCUUAAAAUAGUGGAACCCCAACUUGAAAGAUCAAAGCCAAACAGCAAAAAUGAAGACCGAAUAGACACGGGUAUUAAGCAAGGGGACAUGGAAAGUCUUGUUUUACAAGAAACCAGUUCUUGUGGACAACUAGAUAUGACUUCAGAAGAAAUGGAGGUGGAAGAAAUCCAUUAUAAAAUUUCUACAUGUGACAGUCAAAAAAAUGAAUGUACAGUAGCUUCUGAGUUGGUGUCUGAUAGGGAGCACCCAAAAUCGGUUGAUGUGGCAAAGGGACAUACAAACGUUAGCACAGGAGAAGAAACAAUGUCAUUUUCACAGCUUAACAGUACUGUGGUAAAUGGUGCUGCUCAGGACCAAUGUAUUCCUAAGGAGGAUAUGGAGAUGGAAGAAGUUAAUUGCAAUAGUUUUACAUCUGACAAGCAGCAUGCCGAAUGUACUCAGAUUUCGCUGCAACCAACUGAUGUGGAGCUUCCUCAAGCAGAAUCACCGCUAAAGGAGCAAGAUCCUAAGAUGAUGGAAACACCACCACACGCUGAGAGUUACUGUGCUGUGAAAAAUGGUACUUUUCAAGGCAGUUUCAAAACAUUCACCUCUACAGAGUUAGUGAUGGAGGAGAAUAAUUCCGCUGAUUCAGUAUCCCGUAAUGAAAAACAGAAAUUGCCACUGAAUUCAGUGCUGGAGUCGGAUGUUGAGCGGACUUGUAAUGAAUUUGGAGUAGAAGAGCAAAGCAAGCUUGAGAAAAUGCAGGAGAGAGCACCACCAGGAGAUUUGGACUGUCCUGCAGAAACUGAACUAUCUCAGGGCAAGUCAAAGAAAAAUGCUUCUGUAGAGAAUAAAGAAAUAGAGAAGAUUGAUUCUAGUAGCUUAAUAUCUGAUAAUCAAGAAACUAAAUCAGUAGUGGCUUCUGCCCUGCUCAAUGCAACUGAAGACUUUGUGGCAAAGGGACAAAAUGAGCUUGACAGAAUACAAGGAACUACUGUACUUGUUGCAGCUGAGAGUUCUAUCAUUGCUGAGGGUGGAUCCAAAGACUCUGUUUGUGAAGGAGGUGUAUUAGGUUCCACUUCUGAUAAUGGACUUGCAGUAUCUUCAGAACAAAAGUUUAUUCAACAGAAUCAAUCAGACUUAACAACAAAGGGAAAAGACAGACUCAACGGAUCAGCGGAGAUUGUUUCUCUGGAGUUUAAUGGUCCUGUGGCAACUGAUAUCACCCAAAACAGUUCAAAACACAAUGUUCAUAUUGGGGACAUGGAAAUAGACAUGAAUGCUCCUAGAUCUGAUGGACCAAAAGAUGAAUGCCUAUCUGCUUUGGUGCCAUUCAGUUCUCAGCUAACCCAAGUAAAGUCUGCAAUAAUGGGUCAAGAUUUUCUUGACAAAGCACAGAAAACUUCUCCAUUUGUUGAGUCUAAUAGUUCAGUGUCACAGGUGGUUAUGUUGGACAAGAGAAAUGACUACAGUUCCACUGACGAGAUAGAGGAAGUUACAUCCAACAGAUCUACACCACCUCAUUGCUUGUUGAGUUCGAUUCAGUCCUCCACUGAAGAAUCACAAACAGACUCUGUAAUAAAAGAAGAGGAUGUUAUUACCAAAACAGAAGAAACCUCUUUACUUCUUACUGAAGAAGUGCCUGAUAAAUCUGACAAUAAGGACAUCCUUUGCACACAGUCCAAAUCCGUUGAGGUUACUGAAUGUGAAAGUCCAGUUGAUAAAUGGAAAGAAGAUCAGUUAAUGGAAAAUAAGGAAAUGGAGGGAAGUGAAAUAGAAGAGAGAAACAAUCAUACUGUAAAGCCAUCAGGGGAUUAUUUAUCUUCUGAUCAGGUUUCCCCACAUUUUGAUGCUGUCUCAGAUGAAUCCUCAAGACCAAAUAUGUCACAGAAUAUUGCACGGCAACAUUUUACGCAUGUUGGGCAGAACAGAACAGCUGAUAUUCCAAAUAAUACAGCUUUAGAAUCUGAGGAACAUUCAAACACAGAAAAAAAUAAGGAUGAACCUUUGGAAAAACCACUACCUGAUAAUGGGAUCCAACAGCCAGUUCAGAAAUCUUGUUCUCCUUCAACUCAAAUUUGUAAGGUGAAUAAAGACCCUCAGACCCAUGAGGCAGGAGUCCCAGUGCUGAUUAGGAAAAUAAAGAAAGGAAAGCAAUGGCACAGAAAGAGUCCAAGACCCACUAAAGAAACGCAGAAAGCUAUUCAUCGUAAGUUGGAUGAUAUGGAUGUGACAACGGAAACUGCCACACCAGAAAGCCAAAAGAUGGAGUUUGAAGUUCAGGCUCAGAAUUGCAAAACCGAAUUUGGGCAGCACUGCCUCUCUGUUAAUAACCAUGUUACUAUUCAUUCUGUUGACUUCCCCUUUGAUUCUGAAAGCGUAUCAGCUACUAACGAAACUGUUUGCAAUAAUGAAAGCAUAACAAAUGUUGUGGAAGAGUCAACAGCUGUCCAUCCUGACUGCAAUGAAAGUAAAACUGAACAGCUCACUUUGGAUAAACAGCUUAAACAAGACCCCUGUCAAACUCCAAUGCUUAAUGUGCACAGCAAUACAAACAUAAAUUAUGAAGCUGCAGGAAAUUGUGAUAAUACUAUGUCUGUAGAAUGUGAAACUUCAGAUUUGGGUAACUCUGCACAAAAAGUUUGUGACAAUAAGACUUGUUCAGAGUCAAGCCCUAAAAAUGACUUGUUAGGCUGUACGCAAAUAGAAAAUAAACAUUUGGCGGGAAAUGAUUGUAAUCAAAGUGAUCCAGUAGGUCUGGAGAAAUCAGAUAGCUUCUCUGAAAUCUGUUCCUAUCAGGAUACUAACUUUUGUACAAAAGAGCACUUUGGCAUCCAAAUGAACAGUAGUCGAAUUGGAAUUUCAGAGCAGAUGCCCGAUUGCAAGGCAAGUAUGAAAACAGUCAAUAGUUAUACAAACACAACCUUGGAAGAAGCCUCCAUUUACAUGCCUCCAGUACAAAAAGUAGAUAAUUCAACACAAACAGAGUUAAUAUGUAAUGGUUCACAAGUUGUGCUUUUUGCUAGGAAUAAUUGGCCAGCUACUUCGAAAACGCUUUCUCAGAUGGGCAUUAUCAGAGAGGAUAAAGAUAAAAUCCCAAAGGUAAAGAGUGUUUCUUCCCUUCCUGAUGCUGCUUCAGACUAUCACAGGCCUGUUAGAUCAGCGUCAAUCCACGGGAAAGAGGUAUUACUUGAAAGUACAAUUGAUGGUUCGGUGAAUUCGAAGUCAUUUGGAACUGACCAAACCUGCAAGUCUGCAAGUAGCAGGAAAGUACAUUUGAAUAGAAUGUUGCCAAAUACAUUGAUUAAUGGAGAUGUACAACAAGAGGGCAGUUUACAAAAGUCAAAAAUACAGUCUACCUACAAAAGGCGUGUAGCUUUAAGGAGGAGGAACAAAGGUUCGAAUCCCAACGAUCUACCUGUGAUUGUGAAUACUGAUGCUUCCACUGCGGUAUUGUGCAUGCAAGAAAUCCAUCAAGUGAUGUUAGAAAUGGGGCAACCUCUGCCACCUUUGCUGCCACCACUUGUAGCCACUCCUCCAAGAACCAUAAGAUCUACAAGAGCACAAUCCUCCCCUGUUAGAACAUCCUGUGUGGCUUCUCUGUGUUCCCCUGUGGAUGACUUGGCUUCUCCUUCAAAAGAGACCUCAAAGGCGGCUUCGGUUUCACCUCUGUUGGAUCAUUUGCAGCAAAAGUCUCCUCAAAUGCAUUCCCCAUCCCCUUUAGAAUUUGCAAGAAAUGAAAGAAUCCAGUCUUCUCCAUUACAGUUUUGCACUACAACCCCAAAGCAUGCUGUUCCUGUGCCUGGGAGACUACCUCCAUCUACGUCAGCAUCAGCAGGUUCAGCUUUACCUCAGGAGAAUUCUGUAAAAAUUCUGGAUGCUAUGUAUCCCAAUCUCUCUGCCCGAGCACGAACUUUAAAUAUUCUCCGUGGUAAUGUUCAGCUCAGCAUGCGUGGCCCUGCAGAAGGUGAGAACCAAGCUGGGCCAGUGAACCAAAUCAUGGGGUUCAAAGCAAUCAAUUCAUCUCCAACUGCAUUUGUAAAAGCAGGAAGCAAUUCCAGAUCUGAAGGGUCUGCGAAAGAUUUGGAGCAGCAGAAGCCAGUUGAUAAUGGCACAUCGAACGCCAUGGAUACAUCCACACAAGACCAAAAGGCUGCCAAAAGAUGUGCAGGAGAUGAUGCAGAAAGCAGGGCUAAAAAAAUGAAAACUGAAAAUAAUUGUCAGCAUGACAGUAAUACUGCUGAUUUAAUCACCUCAAAAGAGUCCCCUGCUGUGGAUGUUGUUGACCAAACCAAACCACUUCUUAGUGAUGUUGUAGAGCCAAAACCAACAAAUAAAACUGAACUUCUCUCCCAGCCUCAUGAACCUGUUAAUACAAAUGAAGAGGCUGUAGCCAGUGCCUUAAAGAAAAUUACUGAAUCCUGCUUUGACUUGCUCCCUGUUAUUCGCAGCCAUGUGUUUGUUGGGAACAUUCCUCAGAUCCCAGUACUCCGUGAUGAAGAGAAAGAAUUGAUUUGUGAAUUAAGUGGCAAUAAGGAUUUAACAGAAGCUUUGCUCUUAGCUAUCAUUAAGAAGCUGAAGGUUGAGCAAACUACCCUGGAUGGUAACUGUCUUCAAGCACUUUCUCGAGUUUAUGUUGCAAUCUGCCGACACCAGGGAGACCUUGAACGAGCUCGUCUUCUUUCCUACAGUAUCUUAAAGGAAGACUUUCCAGACUCAAGCAAACUGCUGUUGCUCAUCUUGAGUGUUUGGCAAAACAUAUUUUCUAUGCAAGGACCAGUUAAUAAAGCUAUGCAAGCUGUUGCCAAGCAACGUGCCAAAGGAGACAUUCUGAAUUGUUUGAGUGUAUACCUCAACUGGGAGAAGAAUCCACCUCUGGAUAUAAGUUCUUUGGUUUCAAGUUUCCUUGUAGCAAUGCAGCAGAGUCCUAAAGUAAGAUUCCAAACAAGUAGCGAAUAUGGAAUGGAUUUCAAUGGCGAUAUGUGGGAGUUGAUAUAUGCCAUUGAUCUGCUGUGCUCCCAACAACAGUGGACAUGGACACAUGACUGCUUCAUAAGGAAGGAAGUGUGGCCUGUGAUGGAUAAAUGGAUGAAACGCAGAAAAGGACAUAGAAAUGUUCUGCACAUUCAGGAUGUCACAGUUGCAGGCGUCAUGAGACUUAUUGGGUGCCUGGGUCAGCAAGGACUGAAGAAAAGUUCUAUAAUGGCUGUACAAAGCAUUGCAACAGUAAUCAACAAGUUCCUCCAACAGGCUUUUCAAGAAGGUGUCCCAUGGCCUGUACAGUUAUCAGCAGCUUAUGCAGUUUACGACCUGGCUCCUAGCAAUCCAAAGGGAGCUCUGGAGGCCGUUCAGAAAUGGAAAGCAUCAGUCACUGAACCAAUUCCUCCUGUGGCAAACAACUGCCUAAUGGAACUGGAGACUUUGUGUGAAAAGUUAAACUUUGGAAAAAAAAAUAACCCAUAAAAAUCACAUCCAACAAGCUGUGAAAUGAAAGAUAAAAGGCAACAAUUCCCACCUUCCCUUCCCCACCAUUAUUACCUAAAAUCUUCUCUUAAUGCAGAGGUGUAAAGUAAGUGUUGAUACAGUCUGGAACUGCAGUUAUGGAAUAUGCCUGAAUAUGAACAUCCAUUUUGGUAUAAAUUUUCAGAGAUAACUAAAAGAUUUUUUUGUGUUAAAUUUGCUAUACCCUAAAAUUUUUAAAAAAGACUUUAAAAAAUUAUUUCAAUAUUUUUAAAAAGAGAUUUGUUUUACUUAUGCAAAGUACGAAAAUUUAAACUUUUGGAGAGAUUUGUGCAAACACUAGAUCAUUUUUGUUUUUAGUUACUUGUCACUGAAAAUCAAGUACUGCUCACUGAAAAGCAGGACUCCAAAGUAAACCCUAAUGAUUAUAAUCCUAUUCCUGAAAUAAAUUUGAAAAAUAAGAAAAGAUACUUUUUGAAUGCUGAAGAAGCUGUUUUAUAUUUCUACCACCAUUUUUAAUUUGGAUGCCCACUUCUUACGCUUAAUUGGAUUACUCAAGCUGUUUGUAUUCCAUGUAACAAAAUUAAUCAUCUUAUCCAUUUUAAUAGACUAAAAAAAAUAUGGUAUGUAAAGGGUUAACCUUGUUGCAUAGGAGAUUCAUUAACAGGAAGAGGUAAAAAAAAGUUCAGAGGAGCUGGAUUCAGACAUAUUAGUAGUUUAUCAGUCCAGAAGAAGAAAAAAACAACUAACCUAAAAACAGCCCCACCCCCCACCCACCAAAGCCUGAAAACUGGCCAAUAGGCAGCCAGAAUGCUACCCACUAUUAUUUAACCCCAACUCUUUUGGUGGCAAAUCUCCAAGUUGAAAAGAAUGCAAGGCACUAUCAAUAGUCUAGACAUGAAGGGAAAAAACAGCCAAAGCAACUUUUCAAAAUGUAAACAGACUUGCUAAGAAAGUUCAACAAAGUCACAAAUAUAAACAGUUGACAUUUAAGAAAUAGUCUUAUUUUAAUUUCAAAGAGAAAAAAGCAAUCAGUCACUCAGUUAAAUUCUUAAUUAUUACCUAAACAGAUCAUUAAAAAUAUUAAAGUAAAAUAAUAAAGAGAAAAAAUAUUAAAUUGAAACAUGGGUAAGUAUCCAUGUUUCAGAACCAAGCACGAAAAUAUUAACAAAGGGCAGGAAAAUAUCUCUGGGAAUAAAAAGCGUUUAAACCUGUAAGUUAAUCAUUGCUUAGUAGACCAAUUAAGUAUAAAAUCAAAGAAAAGCACAUUUCGUGACCAUCUGGAGUCAAAAAGUUAACCUUGGAGGAAAUCUUCGGCUUCUUUAACGGAACUAAACCAUCGGUGUGAUUUGUCAGGAAGUAAAAUUCUCAGGCGGGCUGGAAACAGUAAUGCAGGUUGAUAAUUCCCUUGAUAAAGCUGCAACAAUAAUUGGUUUGUAAAGCAGUCUCUCUUCCAUAACUUCUGGGGUGUAUCCUUCAACCAGAUGAAACUUCCAAUCUUUAUAUUGGAUCAUUCCUCGAUGACGAGCAAUUCAAAUCAAAUGUUCUUUAGUACUCACAUAGUGAAAUCUCAAUAUUACUGGCCAGGGUUUUUGCUCUGCCGGCGGUUUUGGUCUUAGCGCUCAAUGGGCACGAUCAAGUAUAGGGCUUAUAGAAAACACUUCAGGGCCAAACACAUCCAACAGAAGUUUAGAAAAGAAUUCAGUGGGAUUACCAGAUUCAGCAUUCUCAGAGAGGCCGAUGAUCCUCGCAUUAUUUCUCUGACUGCGGCUUUCUAAAUCAAUAAUCCUCUGUCUUUUCUGUUCCAGUCUUUGGUCACAGUUAAAUUUUUUUCCAAUAAGUCCAGCCUGCGAUCUCUUUUUGCCAGCUUGAUCCAGUUCAGCAAUUAAUUGCUGUUGUCUAGCGCGCUCCUGUGUGAGUGUGGUCUGUCUGUCUUCAAUAUCUUUUAACAGCGUUUCCAAAGUGGCAAAUCUCUGGUCAAGCUUUUUAUCCAGUUUAGAGAUAGCUUCCAAAUUGGGUUGACGGUCUCUGUUACCCUUGCUAUCAGCUCCAGCCUUAGCUCUGGUAUUAAUUCCGACACUUAAAAGUCAAAAUCAAUCUUGUAAAAGUAUUAUAGAAGUCUCAUUAAAGGGUGGUGCAUGAGGAAUUAAAAGGUAAGUGGAGCAGAGCCAAGAUACGACCUACUCCAUGUAGCGCAACCAAAAGACUGUGAUUUGGAUGCCCACUGUCUGAAGUUGUUUUAAUAAUUGUCAAUUUUCCCAAAGCUUUUUAUUGCAACAUAACACCAGUUUAAUAUGACCCCAAUGUGCAUUGUGUAUAAACAUCAGUCAGAGCAGCAAAGAUGAACAACGUAUAAAAUCAUGUUGUUCGCUUCCCAAUUUUACUCGGGUCUUUUGGGUUACAACAGAAUACUCUGCUGCUCUUUCAUUUCUACCAAUCCCAACCUCACUUUGUUAUUGAUUAUAUGCCUUUUUGAAAAAAAAAUACAAAAACACCCAUCCAAUUGGGGUUUUAUCACACUGAAGGCUGUCAUCAUGCUAUGUUGGCUCUUUACAAACAGUUAUUCAAUAAUUCCCAUUUUCAGGGUCCUUCCCCAAUGCUGAAAAGAAACAAAUGUGAUGGCUGCAAUAUACAAAGUUAACCGGCUCAGAAGUACAAUCUUAACAUAAUGGUGUAAGAUUAGCAAAUAGUUAAAUGAACAGAAAAAUUACAUUUGUUGAAUAAUAACUAAUAAAUAUGGUUUUCUUCAUUUUAAACCUUUAUUAUAAUUAAUUCCCAUUCAGGUAAUAUUUUCCUCCUCUUUCAUUCCAAUCAAAGGCUUGGAUAAAGAAGACACUGUGGUCAGCAAUAACAUUUCCCCUGCUAAAAAAGGGAAACAUAUUUGGGAAGAUAUUAUUUUGCCCUGAAAGUUAUCCAUGACACUGCAAUAAAAAGUGUGCAUAAUCAGAAUGGGCAACUGGGGAACAUAUUAAACCAUAAUAUAUAGGAGCAGAAUUAGGCCAUUCAGCCCAUCGAGUCUACUCCGCCAUUCAGUCAUUAACCCCAUUCUCCUGCCUUCUCCCCGUAACCCUUAACCCCCUUACCAAUCAAGUUCAAGGCAUAUUUAAGAGAAGCUGUUAUUUUUGACUGGACUCCUACAUUGUGCUCAGAACUGCUAUGUGAGCCGGGGCCUAAAGAAAGAAGAUGAUUGAGGAAUCUUUACUAUAAAGUGAAUUACAGUCUAUCAAAGUGUACAGAGGGGAGUAUGGUGAUGCUAUUUUACUUUAGUCAUCAUUUGAUUAAAAUCAAAAAUUGGAAUGGCACAUUCUUUAAAGUUUGUCAAAGAAGGUACUAAUAUUGAAUAUUUGAACACAGACAAUGAUGAAGCAAAUGUUUUGUAAUAGCAAAGAGUUCACUAUAUCUUAGCCUCAUUAAACUAAUCACAGCAUGUCACUUUUGUAGUCUUAAAACCUUGAUGCUGUCGAGCUCUGCCUUGAAGGAUUUCAGGAUGUGAUGGCAUAUUUCCAGGUUUUCUGUUAUUUCAAGCCUGAGUUUACUAAUUUCAAAAGUGGGAAAGUGUUGGCAUUAAUGUUUCUGGCCUGUUGUUAAUCAGUAUUGAGUAACUUCAGCUCAAAAAGUAUGCACACAUGGUCAAUGCUUGUUAUUUAGAGUUAUAAAUAGGCAAAUGUGAGAGUACUGUGAGAAAGAUAAAAGAAUAUUUCAUUUUCAGCUACUGCCUUUGAAGGAAAAGAACAUUUUCAGGGGGGAAAGGUGGGUGAAGAACAGUGGGGAAGGAAGGAAGGGAAGCAAGUAUUGAAUUAGCCUUUGUGAGCUGCUCUCAAAACUUAGUACAGCCAUGGUUUUCAUGCUGUUAUUCUUUAACAAAAUUCUUUACUACCUUCCAUCUAUCUCCAGCUGUGUAGUCAGUUAAUUAGUAGUUAUUUUGUAAAUUGAUCGACCUCUCCAUUUUGGAUUUUGUAGAAAAUUGCAGGUUGGAAAUAGGGAGAUGCCCACAUUCAUCUGCUGCAGGAUGUGGUGAGGAUAUUGUGAGCAGGCCCAAUGGGAGAGAGUUAAAUAAGUUCUUCUCAUACUACACCUUAAAUUGUUUGCCAGUACGCCACCAUUCCAAGUGCUCUUUCUAUUUACACUGCACUUACAAAUUCCAUGCACUUGGAUGUAUUGUACAAUAAUAAAAAUCUGGAACUUGGAUUGAAAAGAAUAUUUAACAGGAUAUAUCUGACCACAGAAUUCCAAAUACAAAGUAACUAUUUUUGGGUUUUUCCAUUUCAAUUCAGACCACAGUCUAAAACUAUGAGUUUGUGCAUCUGUGCCAUGGUGAUUCAGUGAGAUUUGUUUUUAAGCAGUUGGAUGAUGUCCAGAUUGAUACAAAAAUAGCAAUGUAAAUGAUGUGUUGGGUAUUGCAUUGUGUUGAGUUUCCCUAAGUCUCUGGAUUGGCAGAACUUUAGAUUAAUAUGUCUUUUGCUUAUAGCUAUGUAUAUAUGAUUAUUCAUAGUGAAAAACGAUGUUUUUUCUGUGAAUGCAUGUAAUUAGAUGAAACUUUGUUUCUGAAUAUUUUUGUUCCAUUUAGGAAUGUUUUAUGUAUAAAGUCACAGGUGCAAUGUAGGUUUUGGGUUCUGUAUAAAGAUUACUAAGUAAAUAUGUAUAACACUUGCAAGAAUUUUUUUAAACUUUUAUACAAACUCUGGAAUUUUCAUGUGCAAC
Molecule: messenger RNA, 11858 nt
Organism: Pristis pectinata (smalltooth sawfish)
Lineage: Eukaryota; Metazoa; Chordata; Chondrichthyes; Rhinopristiformes; Pristidae
Gene: ice1
Product: KIAA0947-like (H. sapiens)
Exons: 19
Coding region: 81-7160 (2359 amino acids)
Source: RefSeq, a predicted model, not a curated record